Molecule: messenger RNA, 848 nt
Organism: Actinia tenebrosa (Australian red waratah sea anemone)
Lineage: Eukaryota; Metazoa; Cnidaria; Anthozoa; Actiniaria; Actiniidae
Product: RNA polymerase II subunit A C-terminal domain phosphatase SSU72
Biological process (GO): mRNA processing
Cellular component (GO): nucleus
Molecular function (GO): phosphoprotein phosphatase activity
Source: RefSeq, a predicted model, not a curated record
AGAUUUCAAACAAGRAGUCGUCGUCCMUGUUUUUGUAMUCCUGAAUUUUUGAAGUUAUCCAAARGUUAUCCGUUUACAUCGGCCAGAAAAAAGCGUUUCUGUCGSUCAAUUUAUCAAAAGUUUAUAGUUGAAACCCUUAUUAUUCUAUUAUUCUAUUUUUUUAUACCCCAAAUUCCCAUUAUAUAUCAUAAUUAUGGUUCACAAGUUGAGAAUAGCAGUCGUUUGUUCAAGUAAUCAAAACCGAAGUAUGGAAGCUCAUAAUUUCCUAAGCAAGAGAGGAUUCGAUGUGAAAUCUUAUGGCUCAGGAACACACGUAAAGUUACCAGGAUCAGCUCCAGACAAACCCAACGUUUAUACAUUCGAUACUACAUACGAAGAAAUGUAUAAAGAUUUAUUGCGAAGAGACUCAAACUUAUAUACACAAAAUGGAAUUCUACACAUGCUGGACAGAAAUAAAAGAAUAAAAGCCAACCCAGAGAGAUUCCAGGACACAACAGAUGAGUUUGACCUUAUCAUCACAGCUGAAGAACGAGUGUUUGAUCAAGUUAUUGAACACCUGGAAAGCAUUGGACAACAGUCUUACACUCCUGUACAUGUAAUAAAUAUUGACAUUCAAGAUAACCACGAAGAGGCUACAAUAGGAGCUUUCCUCAUAUGCGAAAUUUGUAAAGAUAUACAAGAACUUGAUGACGUUGAAGACGAAAUCGACGAAGUGAUUCAGAAGUUCGAAAAGAAAUGCAAAAGAAAUUUAUUGCAUACCGUAGCAUUCUAUUAACAUCCCUUAAUUUAAUUUACUGUAAAUAUUUUSGCUMUUAUUAAUUAGAACAUGAAACCUUUGCUAUGCAGUA